AUGGAGACGAACAGAUUUAUAAUCGUAUUAGCUUUAUUAAUUUGUGAGGGAAAUGCGGAGAUUAUUAACUUAGCUGGUGGUUUGAAGUCCAAUUAUACCUUUCCUAAAGAUUUUUCUUUCGGUGUAUCAACAGCAGCUGCCCAAAUAGAAGGAGCUUGGAACGAAGACGGGAAGUCUGAAAGUAUAUGGGAUCAUUUAAUACAUACGAAUCCAGGAUUUGUAAGAGAUGGAUCAAAUGCUGACGUCGCUGCUGACUCCUAUCAUUUGUAUAAAAGAGACGUUGAAAUGGUUCGUGAACUUGGUGUAGCUAUAUAUAGGUUUUCGAUAUCAUGGCCCAGGGUGUUGCCUACAGGACUGGCUAAUGAUGUAAACCCUUUGGGAAUUCAGUAUUAUAGGAAUCUUAUAGAUGAACUUCUCAAGUACAACAUUACACCAAUGGUUACAAUAUAUCACUGGGACUUGCCGCAAAAACUGCAAGAAAUAGGUGGUUGGGCGAAUGCACACAUUGUUGACUAUUAUACAGAUUACGCUAAGGUGUUGUUUGAUAACUAUGCUGAUAAAGUCAAGUAUUGGGUAACUUUCAAUGAGCCGAUGCAAACUUGCUUAGAAGGCUAUGGUGGUACUUACAGAGCACCAGCACUAAACCGUCAUGGAAUCGCAGAAUACCUUUGUACUCAUAACCUUCUAAAGGCACACGCUAAUGUUUAUCAUUUAUUUGAUUCUAACUACCGAUCGAUUGUUGGAGGCAAAAUCGGUAUGUCAUUAGACUCCAAUUGGGCUGAACCCAAAACUGAUACGCCGAAAGAUCGUGAAGCUGCCGAAUUAUACUUAAAAACACAUGUGGGUUGGUAUGCGCAUCCUAUUUAUUCAGCAGAAGGGAACUAUCCCCCUGAGCUUAUUAAGCUUGUAGAUGAAAAAAGUCGACUCCAAAAUUACACUCACUCAAGAUUACCGAAGUUCACGACUGAAGAGGUAGCAUUUAUCCGAGGCACAGCUGACUUCUUCGGCCUAAAUCACUACACGACAUACCUUCUCAGUAUGGCUGAUAAAGAAGUGGGCGCAAUACCUUCGCAUCAAAACGACGUGGGCAUUGUGAGAGUUCAAGAUCCUAAGUGGCCUUCAAAAUCUUCGUCAUCGUGGCUGAAGGUAGUACCAUUCGGUUUUCGGCGGUUGCUCCAGUGGCUCACGAAAACCUACAACAACGUGCCAAUUAUAGUGACAGAAAAUGGUUACGCUGAUUUUAGCGGCCUAGAUGACAAAGCUCGGGUGUCGUAUUACAGCCAUUAUUUAAACGCGCUGCUGCACGGUAUCCACGAAGACCGCAGCAACGUGCAUGGUUACUUGGCAUGGAGUUUGAUGGACAAUUUUGAAUGGGACGAUGGUUAUGUGUCCCGCUUCGGUCUGUACCUGGUCGAUUUUAAGAGUCCGAAUAAGACGAGGACGGCGAAACGUUCGGCGAAACUGUAUGCGAGCGUUGUGGCGUCACGAAGGCUGCCCGAUGACUACGAUCCAGAUGACUUCACUGCCUUCUCUGGCGCCAGCGCUAUGAUCCCUACCGUCCUACCCCUCAUACCCCUCUACAGGCUAAUUGUUUAA
Messenger RNA from Parnassius mnemosyne (clouded apollo), 1596 nucleotides. Lineage: Eukaryota; Metazoa; Arthropoda; Insecta; Lepidoptera; Papilionidae. The record is from the annotation of a GenBank genome assembly.